This is a messenger RNA of Nicotiana attenuata, 1977 nucleotides long. RefSeq lists its product as uncharacterized. Gene Ontology annotation, molecular function: zinc ion binding. Lineage: Eukaryota; Viridiplantae; Streptophyta; Magnoliopsida; Solanales; Solanaceae. The record is from RefSeq and is a predicted model, not a curated record. The transcript is spliced from 4 exons. The coding region runs from base 1 to 1977 and encodes 658 amino acids.
AUGGAGAUUUUUCCAGUUUACGUUCUUCAUAGUGGUGAAUGGGAAGAAAACAAGUUUAUCAAUUUCGUCAGCGAUUGUGUAAUAAUCGAGUCGAUGUUCACCUACAACAAUUUAGUUGCAGCUAUUUCGGAACAGAUUAGGAUCGAUAGUGAGUUAAACACAAUAGAUAUUAACUUUCUCCCAAAUGUUGGUUUGCCACCGAUCCUGAUUUACAACGAUACAGGUGUGAAGGUGUAUAUCGAAUUAAAGAAGAAAAACUUGAAUUUCACUGAAUAUCCUUUGUUUGUGACAGUGAAAGAGAUAUAUGAAAAUCGUUUGGUUCCUACAAGUUCUAGUUGUGUAGUUGCUACAAGUUCCAGCUGUUUGGUUGGUACAAGUUCAGAUUCUAGAGAUGUAUCAACAAUUGAUAGCACUGAGAUUAUUGAUAUCAAAUUUAUUGAAAACAUGAACUUUAGUGAAAACACGGGUAUAAUAGAUGAUAUACUGAACGAAUUUGUUGAGGAAGAUCAAGUUUAUAAGGAUAAAGAUACAGUUGUCGGUGUGAUGAAGAACUUGGCUGUACGUGAAAGGUUCCAAUUCAAGGUGAAGAGAUCAAGCGCAACAAGGUAUCACCUUAUGUGUAUGGAUGAAAAUUGUGCUUGGAGUUUCAAAUCUUCUGCCGUUUUCAAGGCAAACAUAUUCAAAGUGAGAAGUUACAAUAAUAAUCACACAUGCGGCUAUGGUAAAAGAUACUUAACACUACGUCAAGCUACUUCGGGUGUAAUUGCUAGUAUAGUCAAGGACAAGUAUGUUAAUCCAAAAAAAGUUUACACCGCAAAUGAUAUAAUAGAGGACAUACAAAAGCAACACGGAAUUGAGGCGAGCUACAUGAAAGCAUGGAGAGCUAAAGAGAUAGCAAUGGCAAUGAUAAGAGGGAGUCCUAGUGAUUCAUAUAAGGAGUUGCCGAAGUAUUUUUAUAUGUUAGAGCAAACAAAUCCAGGAACGGUUAUAAAGUUGCACAAAUCAGAAGAUGGAUGCUUUCUUUAUGCAUAUGUUUCGCUAUAUGCAUCUAUCAAGGGCUGGGAGCAUUGCAGACCGAUAAUGGUUGUUGAUGGAAGUUUCCUUAAAGCAGCAUAUCAGGGUACCAUAUUGACUGCUUGCACACAGGAUGGAGCUGGAAAAAUCCUUCCACUUGCAUAUGCAAUUGUAGAUUCAGAGAAUAACAAAUCUUGGGAGUGGUUCUUUGUCCAGAUAAAGGGUACUUUUGGAGUUAGGGAAGUUAUGUGUAUAGUUUCAGAUAGAAAUGAAAGCAUCUUCAAUGCCACAAAAGCUGUGUACCCAGAAGUACCACAUUGUAUUUACAUGUUUCACUUGUGGCAGAAUGUAAAGCGCACAUUCAAGAAACAUCACAAACAAUUGAAGGAUAUCUUCUUUGCUUUGGCUAGAGCUUACACGGUAGAGAAGUUUGAGUACCAUAUGACAGAGAUGUGCAAAAUUGAUCCGAGAGUGCAGCCUUACUUGUUCGGAAUUGGAUACGAAAGGUGGUCUAGGGCAUAUUCCAAAGUGAAAAGGUCGAUGGUAAUGACUUCCAAUAUUGCAGAGUCAAUUAAUGCAGCAAACAAGGAUGCUAGAGAGUUACCAGUAAUGCGAUUGCUAGAGUACAUGACAAAUUUGCUACAACAGUGGAACAACAAAAAUAUAAAAAGUGCAAUGGAGACAUCUACAGAGCUUGGCAAAAAGUACGACAAACUCCUUCGGGAAAAUCUGAUUGCAUCGGAGCAAAUGACGGUGAGACCUGCUACGGAGAAGUUAUAUACUGUGUUUGAAGGGGUAAGGCGAAACAUAGUGUGCCUUGAAGAGGGAACAUGCAGUUGUGGAAAAUUUCAAAUGGAUGAACUUUCAUGUCCACAUGCUUGGGCGGUCUUGAAGAACCAGCAGCUGAAACCUAGCCAGUAUUGCUCUUUUUACUACAAGAAGGAUAAACUCCUUAGAACUUAA